ACCAUAGUCUCUCCAGGCCAGCUCAAACAAGCUUCCCAUUGAAAGAUGAGUCGAGGCGGGAGCGCGGCAGCGGGCGCCGGCGCCAAGGGGAAGAAGAAGGGGGCGACCUUCACCUUCGACUGCUCGAAGCCAGUGGAGGACAAGAUCAUGGACAUUGCCUCUCUCGAGAAGUUCCUUCAGGAGCGGAUCAAGGUCGGCGGCAAAGCCGGCGCUCUCGGCAAUUCCGUCACGGUUACUCGUGACAAGAGCAAAAUCACCGUCACCUCCGACUCUAAUUUCUCCAAGCGGUAUCUGAAGUACUUGACUAAAAAAUACCUGAAGAAACAUAAUGUACGAGAUUGGCUCCGGGUCAUAGCUUCAAACAAUGAUCGAAACGUCUAUGAACUUAGGUACUUCAACAUUGCUGAGAACGAGGGCGAGGAUGAAGAUUGAUGAUAAAUCAGUCUGCCUUUUUUAGAGCAUUCUUGUGUCAAUAUUACCCACUUCUUUCGUCUUUAGUUUUCUCUUUACACAAUUUUGUUUAUAAACAUUGUCUCUGAGUGAGAGCACUUGACUUGGGUAUUCCAGAAUUUGUCUUCAAUUUCUUUGUGAUGUGGAGUUGAAUUAGUCUGAGUAUUUAUAUGGGUUUUACAUUGAA
Molecule: messenger RNA, 637 nt
Organism: Diospyros lotus (date-plum)
Lineage: Eukaryota; Viridiplantae; Streptophyta; Magnoliopsida; Ericales; Ebenaceae
Product: 60S ribosomal protein L22-2-like
Exons: 2
Coding region: 46-432 (128 amino acids)
Biological process (GO): cytoplasmic translation
Cellular component (GO): ribosome
Molecular function (GO): RNA binding; structural constituent of ribosome
Source: RefSeq, a predicted model, not a curated record